Molecule: messenger RNA, 5053 nt
Organism: Ectocarpus siliculosus
Lineage: Eukaryota; Phaeophyceae; Ectocarpales; Ectocarpaceae
Source: the annotation of a GenBank genome assembly
AUGUGUGCGGCAUCGGCCAUCGGAGUCAGAGACCCGGAGCUGGAGAGCGCUCGCAGCCUGUGCCGAGACAUACAGCACCGGAAAGACCUGGUCAACAAGCUGCGGAAGGCGACCGUGGGGGCGGGCACGUGCCUCGAAGAAGGUGGGGACCCAGUGCCCCACCUCGAGGCGUUGGACCCCAUACUGGCCGAGCUUCGAGAGCUGGAGACUACCGUCAAGAAGGCUCCCACGGAAGAGGUUGAUGACGCCAGGGCUAUCCGGCAGGAGCUUAAGCACCUACAGGAGGCGCCGGUGCUGCAGGCGAUGGAGAAGGAAAUGGCCAGGGAGAAGCCGGACAUGGGUACCCUCAGGUCUUUGAUCGCCAUGGCUUCGGACGAAGUCGGGGUUGAGCUUGGCACGGAGACGGUGGACAGGUGCAAGGCGGCCCUGCAACGAGCGGAGGAGCUCCAGGCCGAGGAAAAAGCCCCUGCCGAUGCGGAACAGGCUAACGUGAUCCAGGAACCCCACCUGGAGGAACAGGAAGAGGCGGCCAGGGCAACGGCUGCGGCUGCCCUGGAAGCCCAAAAAAACGCGGCGGCCGCGGCAAGGGCGGCGGUGGAAGCUGAAGAAACUGUUAACCUUGCCGGGAUGUUCCCUCUCCUCCUUGUGGAACGUACGGCUGUAUGUAGCCUGGGCCGGCGAAAACCCGCCGUGCAAGAGGGCUCCUUCCGACAAGCUCCGGCCACGGUGCAAGCCCUGGCUCGCUUCAGGCCGGAACCGAAGGCGGACCCGGUGGACGUAGCACGGGAGAUGGACAUUCUCGUGCCCGGGGCCGUCGCGAACGCCAUCCGCAUGGACGACCACAAGGGCCGCGGCGGAUCCGCGGUGCUCCAGGAAUCGCUGGAGCGGUUGAUGAGGGACGCGCAGAUGAACGGGAUCAGGCAGAUCCCCCGCGAGCCCGCGGCAAAGCCCCAGGCCACGCCGUCGCCCCCGAAAGAGGAAGGGAAGGAGGACUAUCCCUACAGGCACAUCCCGCUGUACACGGCGAACGUUCGGAUUGGGCAUCGCACGGGCCUGCACAUGACCAACUUCGAGCUGCUCGAGGCUCUCAAGAAGGGCACGAAGCUGCUGAAGGUGACGAAGGGCCAUUUCAGCAAGAGGAGGACCGUGGUGAAGUGGGUCAGCGUUAGCGACGACCUGACCAAGCUGAGUUGGUCGAACGACCUCAAGAACUCUUCGGGCGCGAAGUCGAUGGACCUGAGGGCCACGGGCAGUAACGCCAUCACGGGCAUAACGGUCGGACUGGAAACCCCGAUUCUCAUCAAGGAGUGGGAGAGCUCCCCAGCGAAGAGCCGGCUUCCGUCGGAGUGGUGCUACUUCUCGCUACACACGCCCUCGAGGACCUACGACUUCGGCAGCGAGGAUGCGAGUGUGGUGCUGCUUUGGUGCAUCGGCCUCUCGGCGAUCAUCCCCGAGGCGGGAAGAAAGCCUCCGCUCUGUCAGGCGCAGAAGACUUUCGCGAGGAAGAUCGACCACCGGGCUACGGACGAGGAACCCGUCCCUCUGUGCCCCCUCCUGUGGCCGGUGGCAAGACAGGUCGCUUCCGCGGCGAACGACCUGGGCAUCAACGACCCGUGCUACCGCCAUCAGUGGUGGUCCGCCGUGGAGCUUGUCGAGUCCCCCCUCCCGGACGGGUUCGGCAGGGUCGUACGCGAAGACGGGACGCUGGCCUACCGCUACCCCAAGUCUUCGGAAACCCCGGGGAAAAUCGGGACUCAUCCCCUGCUCCAGGACUACAUGGACAAGAUCGACUACGAUAGCAAGCUGUCGACCUCGCAUCUCCGGAGAUCUUCGAGGGACACCAGGCGUAGCUCGGGGGGGCAGGCCUUGGCCGCGUCGCACCCCAUCAGGUGCUUCGUGUCGUGCUUCAGGGGGGACUUGACGGCCAUCAGAAGGUUUGCGAUGGAGGGGGGCGACGUGGAUUGCCGUUACGAGGACGCAUACGAGAGGCCCUGGACAGUGGCCAUGGGAGGGCCGGACUUCUCAUGGGCGGAGCCGGGCCUGGGAACCAACCCGCUCAACUACACCCUUGCCUUCUGCGACAUCAUCGGCGUGGAGACGGCGGCCGGCGUGGUGGCGACGCUGCUCGAGCUGGGCGCCGACGUGAACAGGGACGACGGGGACCCCGAGGUCCGGUACACUCCUCUGCACAGCGCCGUGGCCAACGAGGCCCCCGGCCUUGUGCGGACCGUUCUCCAGCACGGCGCUCGUGUCAACACCCCGCGGGGAGACCGGCGGAUCCCCCUGCACACGGCCAUGCGCCUGCCCCCCGGGCAAAAGAAGCUGGCCAUCAUAGCCACGCUCCUGGUGGUUGGCGCAGACAUUGACCGCCCAGAGCCGUUCCAGGGCAACACCCCCCUGCACAUGGCGUGCAAGAUGGGCGACCUCCGCACGGUCGAACUGCUCCUCGAGGCGGGCGCGGACAUUUCGGUAACGAACGGCGGGCAGCGAACAGCGAGCGAGCUGGUCCGGGUGGAGAUCUCGGAGCUCGAGGCCUACACGGAUGAGCUGACGGCGGACAUGGCUCAAGAGGAGGGAGAGGGCGGAGGAACCUACAAGGGAUCCGUUGACAUGAAGGCGGAGCUGGGCCGAACGCAGUCCAAGGUGGAGAAGAUCCGCGAGAUCGCGGGGGUCAUGGAGGAGUGGGUCCCUUCGGAAAACGACGAGGACGUUCUCGACGACCUCGACCCUGCCACGGCCAUGAUGCCCGCCGACAGCUCCCAGCUCUCAUCCCCCCUCGAGGAAGAGGAGGAAGAAGGAGGAGGAGAACCAGACCAAGAGGCGGAGGAUGGAGUGGACGGAGAGGAGAUAAGCUCCCUUACGAACGGCGUCGCGGGGGUGGCGUUGGAGGAGGACGGGGCUGGCGGGGGCGAGAAGCCGCCGCCGCCGCCUCCCGACUAUGAGGAUCUGUUGCCGCCAGCGCCGGUGAACGGCGAGGGUAGUGCUGCUGCUGUUGAGGGCGACGGGGGCGACGCAGUCGACAAGGUUGCAGAGGGGGGGGUGGCGACCCCGGACGGGAGCGAUGCGCACUUGGAGAAGGCCGCCGCCGGUAGUGCCGCGCCCGUAUCGGCCUGAGGGUUGCUGCGAUGACGGCUGUCGCUCGUUUAAACCGAAAGGUGUUUUAGGGAUAUGGGUGGGGGAACUCCGUAGAUAGGUUUGGUUGGUUGGUCGUUGGUUAGGGUUUGUUAACUUUCCUUGUUGUCCAUUUGUUGCCCCCCCACCUCCCCUUGGUACAUGUAGCAGUUGUUGCACUUGUUCUAUUAUAGUAGCGUGCCGGUCCAGUUUUUUCUAGUCGUGCCAUUUUUUGCUUGCAUGCGGGGGAGGGAGGGAGGAAGGGGAUUGAUAGCGUCACCCCCUUUCCUUGUCGGGGUCCUUUCAGUCCCGUUAUUUUUUCAGUUCGGAAGAGGGGGGUCCCCGAGGUUGGGAACGAGGGACCAGAGUAGGAGGGUUUUCGUGUGAUUUCGUUGUACCACAGUUUUGGGCAUUUGAAGUAGGAGAAGGUGGCGUUUUUUUUUUUUUUUGCGCUGGGUUUGUUGGUUUGGUUUCUUGGCGUUGGCUUGGCGUGCCGCUGUCUGUUGGGGCACUUUCAACAUCCGUGCGCGCUAGUGAGGGGGACGAAAUAAGGAAGUCGUGGGAUAGGGGGUAGACUCAGGUCUUGGGGAGGGGGGUUGGGCUCAGGCCUCAGGAAGUUGAUGGCCCUCUUUCUGUUGCCGGCAAACGAAUAGCCAUUAUCCAGAUGCGACUCUCUUUGUGAUAUCUCCUCAGGGUAUGUAGGUUUGCUGGCCGGUGUGGAGAUAGGAGGUAGAGGGGAGGAUGUAGCGGGUGGUGCUAAAUAGAAGCAGAGUAUUUCACAUCCUAAAGCUAGUCGGGGGUUGCGGGGGGUUGGGGGGGCGGGGGCGGGGGAGGCAUGUACUGAGCAUCCAGCACUGCAGAACAAUGUGUCCUCCUCCACUGUAUGUGGUGAUAUGUACACGCAAGGAACAGUCCGAGGAAGAGCGCGCGAGAAUGAACAUAAACAAGACCAAAACACCGACUGCGUGGGCAACCGUUUUGUGUGCCCAGAGACGACGGAGACGACGGCCAGUGGCAGCGAACCGGACGUUGUGCAGUGAUCGUGAAGGGGCCGCGCGCUGUGAGCUGUGGUUGGUGGCAGGCAUUCCGCUUGCCAACUUGACGUUGCAGGACGAGCGGGAAAUGCCGCACCCGUUACUGGGGAGCACUAUUUUUUUGUUGCCCGGCACGUCGGUUACGCUUGUCUUGUGCGAUUGGUUCGGUCGUAGGCAUUGGUUUCGAAACCUUCCUUCGUUCCUUCUUUCCUUUUCCUUUUUUUUUUUUUUCUUCGCGUUUUUUUUCGUGCGACUUGCCUUGGGUUUCGAGGCGCACCGAAGGCGUUUAGAAAGACAAUUUCUUGCCGUACGAGCGGUGCCGCACUGUGCCUCCCGUAGGCUGAGGCACCGGCAGUACGCAGCAGCAGCAGCAGCAGCAGCAGCAGCAGCAGCAGCAACUCAACAAAGGAUGGCAACAAUGAAGUGCAGGUGGGCCACGGACCGCUUGGGAUUGUGCGGGGCCCCCUCGCUUGCUGUGCGAGAGGCAAAACAGAAUCAAUCGUCGGGGGGCCAAACGGGGGUGUAUGUAGUGGAGGGGUCGCCACGUUUGCGGGGCCGCCUCUUCGCAUUGCGCACGAUGAUACAUACGCAUGUUUUCGUUGUUUUUGUUGGUUGGUUGUUCGUUUUGUUUUUGCAAAACUCUUUUUAGUGAUUUUGGUCGUUUUUUUCGUUGGUCGUUGAUGAGCGAAGAAGGUCAUUGAAGGGUGUUCGGAAAGGCCUUGAGCAGAGACAGACUCCGAACCGCGGCUUUUGACGGGACUAGACGCGUGUGUACGUUCUGGUUCCUCCGUAUGAUAGUGCUACCUGCUACACAGUAUUGAGUGUCGAUUGGCUUCGUGUCGUCACCCAUGAGCAAGGUUUGUUUACUCUGGCCUCUGUUGGCGGGCACGUUCAGUACAACGUUACUC